Messenger RNA from Eriocheir sinensis (Chinese mitten crab), 1581 nucleotides. RefSeq lists its product as uncharacterized. Lineage: Eukaryota; Metazoa; Arthropoda; Malacostraca; Decapoda; Varunidae. The transcript has a single exon. The record is from RefSeq and is a predicted model, not a curated record. The coding region runs from base 1 to 1581 and encodes 526 amino acids.
AUGCCCCAAGAAACCAUCCCGCCGUGCCCCAAGAAACCAUCCCGCCGUACCCCAAGAAACCAUCCCGCCGUGCCCCAAGAAACCAUCCCGCCGUGCCCCAAGAAACCACCCAGCCGUGCCCCAAGAAACCAUCCCGCCGUGCCCCAAGAAACCAUCCCGCCGUGCCCCAAGAAUCCACCCCACCGUGCCCCAAGCAGCCAUCCCGCCGUGCCCCAAGAAACCAUCCCGCCGGGCCCCAAGAAACCACCCCGCCGUGCCCCAAGAAUCCACCCCGCCAUGCCCCAAGAAACCAUCCCGCCAUGCCCCAAGAAACCAACCCGCCCUGCCCCUAAAACCACCUCGCCGUGCCCCAACAAACCAUCACAGCGUGCCCUAAAACCACCCUGCCGUGCCCCAAGAAACCAUCCCGCCGUGCCCCAAGAAACCAUCCCGCCGUGCCCCAAGAAACCAUCCCGCCGUGCCCCAAGAAACCAUCCCGCCGUGCCCCAAGAAACCAUCCCGCCGUGCCCCAAGAAACCACCCCGCCGUGCCCCAAGAAACCACCCCACCGUGCCCCAAGAAACCAUCCCGCCGUGCCCCAAGAAACCAUCCCAAAGCCCCAAGAAACCAUCCCGCCGUGCCCCAAGAAACCACCCCGCCGUGCCCCAAGAAACCACCCCACCGUGCCCCAAGAAACCACCCCACCGUGCCCCAAGAAACCAUCCCGCCGUGCCCCAAGAAACCAUCCCGCCGUGCCCCAAGAAACCAUCCCGCCGUGCCCCUAAAACCAUCCCGCCGUGCCUCAAGAAACCAUCCCGCCGUGCCCCAAGAAACCAUCCCGCCGUGCCCCAAGAAACCAUCCCGCCGUGCCCCAAGAAACCACCUCGCCGUGCCCCAAGAAACCAUCCCGCCGUGCCCCAAAAAACCACCCCACCGUGCCCCAAGAAACCAUACCGCCGUGCCCCAAGAUGCCACCCCGCCGUGCCCCAAGAAACCAUCCCGCCGUGCCCCAAGAUGCCACCCCGCCGUGCCCCAAGAAGCCACCCCGCCGGGCCCCAAGAAACCAUCCCGCCGUGCCCCAAGAUGCCACCCCGCCCUGCCCCAAGAAGCCACCCCGCCGGGCCCCAAGAUGCCACCCCGCCGUGCCCCAAGAAGCCACCCCGCCGGGCCCCAAGAAACCAUCCCGCCGUGCCCCAAGAAACCAUCCCGCCGGGCCCCAAGAUGCCACCCCGCCGUGCCCCAACAAGCCACCCCGCCGGGCCCCAAGAUGCCACCCCGCCGUGCCCCAAGAAGCCCCCCCGCCGGGCCCCAAGAAAGCAUCCCGCCGUGCCCCAAGAUGCCACCACGCCAUGCCCCAAAACCAUCCUGCCGUGCCCCAAGAUGCCACCUGCCAGCCACCCCGCCGGGCCCCAAGAAACCAUCCCGCCGUGCCCCAAGAUGCCACCCCGCCAUGCCCCAAGAAGCCACCCCGCCGGGCCCCAAGAAACCAUCCCGCCGUGCCCCAAGAUGCCACCCCGCCAUGCCCCAAGAAGCCAUCCCGCCGUGCCCCAAGAAACCAGAUCAUCUACAACAAAAAUAAUGAUCGGAGAAAUAUGUUUAUGA